This is a messenger RNA of Cladophialophora carrionii CBS 160.54, 972 nucleotides long. RefSeq lists its product as uncharacterized. The record is from RefSeq and is a predicted model, not a curated record. The coding region runs from base 1 to 972 and encodes 323 amino acids. The transcript has a single exon. Lineage: Eukaryota; Fungi; Ascomycota; Eurotiomycetes; Chaetothyriales; Herpotrichiellaceae.
AUGUCUCCCCAUCUGAACUGGUCACCAGAAUCUCUCCCUUCGCUCGAGGGGCGCACUUACGUGGUAACGGGAGGCAACACGGGUAUAGGCUGGUGGACAGUCUACCAUCUGGCACUGCAUGGCGCAGUGGUAUACCUGAUCUCCCGCUCGUCAGAGAAGGGCACCUCGGCAGUUGCGUCGAUCACGGCCUCAAUCAAGCAGACCAAGCCAGAACCGGUGCCCCAAAUCCACUUGGUCUUGAUGGACCACAUGUCCCUAAAGUCGGUCGUGGCAGCGGCGAAGCACAUCCGCUCGCAAUGCACCAGCUUACAUGGCAUUGUCAACUCGGCGGGGAUCAUGGCCACACCCUUUCAACUCAGCGAAGAUGGCUAUGAGGCACAGUGGCAAACCAAUUAUCUCGCGCACUGGCUACUCACCUACCAUCUGCUGCCACUGUUGACGUCGACCGCCAGCACGUCUCCCGAGGGCACUGUGCGCAUCGUCAAUGUCAGCUCCAUGGGCCACGCGGCCACGUCGAAAAAGGGCAUCGAUUUCGAUGAUACGAGUCUGGAGAACCACUUUACCUUCCGCCGCUAUGCGCAGAGCAAAUUGGCCAACGUUUUGCAUGCGGAAGCUCUGCAUGCCCGGUACAACUCGUCCCCAGCCACGGAAGGCCACCCGCACAUUUGGGCCGUCGCUUUGCAUCCGGGCAACAUUGACACGCAAUUGAACAAAAGAUCCUGGGGUGGUUCGACUCUGGUGCCGAUUCUGAGAUGCAUGGGAGCCUACAUCGAGCCAGAGCAAGGGAGCUUCAAUUCUCUGUGGGCAGUCGCGGGGAAGGGAAUGACGAAGGAGAUGUCCGGAUGUUAUUUUGUGCCCGUGGGUGAAAGGAAGACGCCCAGUAAACAGGCGCGGGAUUCGACCUUGGCCGACAGGCUUUGGGACUGGACUGAGCGGGAGAUGAGGGAAAAGGGCUUUUUAGAGAUGAGUUAG